AGUACUGCGCAUAUCUAACGCCACUUUCACCCUCUGCAUAACUGCAUCACCGUACUGCCUGCGCACGUGUAGCGCAUCUCCCACCCUCUGUAUACAGCAGAGUCCGCGUGCGCGAGACACUGGAUACGUCACUCACGCGCCAACAACAUACGCUGUACCAACAUAGACUAUUUUUAAUAAUCAGAUCAGAUUUAGCCUGUUUUCAAAAAGAAAGUAAAUGUUGCAGGCAACACGAUAAUAAUCAGUUAAUGCUGUAGAAUGCAUACCAGUGUCAAAAAUGUCAAAGCAUCCAAAUCUUCCAAGAAGUCCAGCACUCAGACAACUAUCAGCAGAUUCUUUACAAGUGGAAACGAUAAAUCUCAACCAUCUGACCCGUCCGGGAUUAAACGCCAGGACGGACGCCAUGAGGGCAGAGGAAAGAAGAGGUUAUCUGAUGCAGGGAUGUCCUCAGAGAAACGGCCCAAACUCUCUCUCGGUGUGGAGGAGGAGGGAGAUGAGAAGUGCACGGUGACCCCCAGCACCUAUAAGACUGUAUGCUCGAAAGCCAGUGUCAGCCAUGCCACCCUGGCGAGACUUAAAGAUUUCAGCUGCCACGGGAGCUCAGAGAGCAGAGUCUCCGAUCAGGUUAUAAAGAUGGAAGUGGAGCCUUCAGACUCUGCAAAAGCUGAGUGUUUUGCCCCGCAACAACACAGUGUAAUCAAUUCCUACAAUGAAUUGGAGGAAGAGGUCAGAGAAGAGCCUAAUAAGAUUAAACAGGAGAUUUCCUUUGUUCAGUUUGCUAAGAAUACUGUGAUCAAAAAGAGUUCAGAAGAGCCUGGUGUUCCCAACAGGAGAACCAAGACCAUAUACACUCCUCUAGAGGAACAGUUCAUGGAGAUAAAAAAACAGCAUGCGGACACAGUGCUUUGCGUUGAGUGUGGCUACAAGUACAGGUUCUUCGGUGAGGAUGCAGAGAUCGCUGCAAAGGAGCUCAAUAUCACUUGUCACUUGGACCAUAACUUCAUGAUGGCCAGCAUCCCUACUCAUCGCCUGUUCGUGCAUGUUCGGCGACUGGUCUCUCAGGGCUAUAAGGUAGGUGUAGUCAAGCAGACUGAAACUACAGCCAUCAAGGCCUCCGGCGCCAACAAGAGUUCUCUGUUCACACGGCAACUACAUGCACUUUACACCAAAUCUACGCUUGUGGGAGAAGAUGUGAAUCCUCUGCUAAAGCUGGGAGAUUUGGAGCAAGCUGAAGAUGUGGUGCAGGACAGUGGCAACAACUAUUUAAUGUGUGUGAGCGAGAGCUUUGAUAAACAGAGCAAGGAGCUCACUGUAGGGAUGGUGGUGGUCCAGCCGAGCAUUGGGGACCUGAUGGUGGACUGUUUCAAAGAUAACGUGUCCCAUUCAGAGCUGGAAUCAAGGGUACUAAAAAUACAACCGGUAGAGAUCCUGGUGCCUUCGGACCUUUCAGAAGCGACGGAGAGGUUAUUACGCAGCAUUGCUCUGUCCAGUGUUCAAGCAGAUGACCGAAUUCGCAUUGAGAAACGAGAAAGCUCCAUGUUUGAAUACCCAGCUGCAAUGAGAAUUAUCAGAGAUUUCUACAGAGACACCCCUCAUCCAGCUGUGGGAAACCAGGAAAAGGGUUCCUACUCCCUCUGUAUGGGUCUGGAGAGCCCCAUCAUCUGCUGUCUUGGUCCUGUGAUCCAGUAUCUGACUGAGUUUAAGCUAGAGAAGAUUUUACUGUGUUCCAGCUCGUUCAAGCGGCUGUCGAGUGACACUGACCAUAUGCAGCUCAGUGCUGCUACCAUGAAGAACCUGGAGAUCCUGUGCAACCAGACCACAGGUUCAGUAAAAGGCAGUCUGCUGUGGGUUCUGGAUCACACUCAAACUCCAUUUGGGAAGAGACUGUUAAGAAAGUGGGUGAGCCAGCCGCUGAAGUCUGUGAUUGAUAUCCAGGCUCGACAGGAGGCAGUAGCAGAAAUGUUGUCUUCUGAGUCCAGUGUCCUUCCCUCUCUCCAGUCUUUGCUAACUCGUCUACCUGACCUAGAGAGAGGACUUUGCAGUAUCUACCACAAAAAAUGCUCUACUCAGGAAUUUUACCUCAUCACCAGCACUCUCUCUCGCCUGAGUGCUGAGCUUCAAGCCCUCAUGCCUGCCAUCCAAUCACAGCUCAGCUCUGCCCUUCUAAAAAAUCUCCUAUUGGACACACCUCAGCUUCUAAGCCCCGCCCAAAACUUCUUAAAAGUACUGGAUGAGAAAGCUGCAAAGACAGGUAAUAAGACCGAGAUGUUUGUGGAUCUGACGGACUUCCCAGUGAUCCGAACCAGAAAAGAGGAAAUCCAGAGUGUCCUAUCAGACAUAAUGGAGCAUCGGCGAGAGAUUCGCCUGGUGUUAAAAAACCCUUCUUUGGACUACACCACAGUGUCUGGCCAGCAGUUUCUCAUUGAAGUAAAGAACAGUAUGUCAUCUAUAGUCCCGGCAGACUGGGUCAAAAUCAACAGCACUAAGAUUGUGGGCCGAUAUCACACUCCAUUCAUUGUGGAGAAACAUCGGCGCCUGCAGACACUACGAGAACAGCUGGUUAUUGACUGCAAUCAUGAGUGGAUCAACUUCCUUCAGUUAUUUGGGGACCAUUACUACAUCCUGAGGAAAGCAGUGUGUCACCUAGCAACCAUGGACUGCCUCUUCUCAUUGGCUCAGGUUGCUAAAGAAAAUAAUUACUGCAGGCCUGAGAUUCUCGAGGAUAAAAGUCAGAUUUUGAUCAUGGCAGGCAAGCAUCCGGUCAUCACCUCGCUGAUGGGAGUUGAGGAUCAAUAUGUCCCCAAUGACACUCAUUUACAGGGGGAUGGCAAGCGAGCCAUGAUCAUCACUGGACCCAACAUGGGUGGCAAGAGCUCUUACAUCCGACAGGUUGCUCUAGUGACAAUCAUGGCACAGCUGGGAUCCUUUGUUCCUGCCAGAGAGGCAUCGGUGGGCAUUAUAGACGCCAUAUAUGUCAGAAUGGGAGCGUCUGACAACAUCUCAAGGGGAAGAAGCACCUUUAUGGAGGAGCUUGUGGAAGCAUCAGAUAUUUUGGCUCGUGCCACCUGCCGUUCCCUGGUCAUCCUGGAUGAGCUUGGUCGAGGCACCAGCACUCACGACGGCAUCGCCAUCGCCUACGCUACCCUAGAGUCCUUCAUCAGAGACGUGAGGUGUAUGACAUUGUUUGUGACCCACUACCCUCCAUUGUGUGAGCUGGAGCACUUGUACCCGCAGCAUGUGGGGAACUACCACAUGGCUUUCCUGCUGAAUGAGCCAGAGAGCACUUCUGAUGAGGAGGAGGUGCAGCCAGAGUUCAUCACGUUUCUCUAUCAGCUGACUGAAGGCGCAGCCGCCAGGAGCUAUGGGCUAAAUGUAGCACGUCUGGCUGAAAUCCCAGAGUCCAUCCUCAGGACCGCUGCACUCAAAUCCAAAGAGCUGGAGGCUCUCGUGAACUGCCGGAGGAAAAUGGUGAGACUGUUAUCUGAUGCCUGGAGUAUCACCAACAAGGAAGCAUUGCUGGAUUGGAGAAAGUGUAGUCUCUAAUAAUAGCAUGGAGGUUUUUGCCUAUAGGAUGAUGUUUGCAAAAACCGUUAAACAAACAGGAACUGAAUAUCAUGUAUUUGAAUACAUCAUGUAUUUCAUCACCUGUUUUAACGGGAACUCAAAACAAUAGAUCUUACAACUAUGAAUGAUGUCUUACAUAGACACUCUCCAGGUGCUUUGGCCAGAAGCUUUGCUGGUAAUAUGCUGUAUUUGUGACCAUAGGAAAAAAUAAACUAAUGCACAUUUCUAAGAUUGUUAGUGUAAUGCUGUAUGUACAUUAAUUAAUCUAAAAAUAAAAAAUAAAAAUCUGUAAAUUGUG
This is a messenger RNA of Carassius auratus (goldfish), 3862 nucleotides long. It is a transcript of the gene msh3, whose product is annotated as mutS homolog 3 (E. coli). The record is from RefSeq and is a predicted model, not a curated record. NCBI's taxonomy places the organism in Eukaryota, Metazoa, Chordata, Actinopteri, Cypriniformes, Cyprinidae. Gene Ontology annotation, molecular function: ATP binding; mismatched DNA binding; ATP-dependent DNA damage sensor activity. Gene Ontology annotation, cellular component: nucleus. Gene Ontology annotation, biological process: somatic recombination of immunoglobulin gene segments; mismatch repair; mitotic recombination. The transcript is spliced from 24 exons. Bases 259 to 3543 code for a protein of 1094 amino acids.